Messenger RNA from Hibiscus syriacus, 717 nucleotides. RefSeq names its product phosphatidate cytidylyltransferase 5, chloroplastic-like. Lineage: Eukaryota; Viridiplantae; Streptophyta; Magnoliopsida; Malvales; Malvaceae. The annotation marks the transcript as partial. The transcript has 4 exons. The record is from RefSeq and is a predicted model, not a curated record.
UUAUGCUUGGGCUCAUAUAUUGACAGAAAUGAGAAUGAAACUUGUAGGAUUGAUAUUUCAGUGACAUCUGCUGCAUUUGUUGUGGCUAUGGCAUUGCUCAUGCAAAGGGGAAACCCUCGUUUUGCUCAGCUUAGCAGUACCAUGUUUGGGUUAUUUUAUUGUGGCUACCUCCCUUGUUUCUGGGUUAAGCUCAGAUGUGGUUUUGCAGCUCCUUCCUUAAAUACCAGAAUAGGAGCUGGAUGUCCUUAUCUUCUUGGUGCCCAAGUUCAUUGGACAGUAGGCCUUGUGGCAACCUUGAUUUCUUUCAUCAGCAUAAUAACGGCGGAUACAUAUGCCUUUUUGGGUGGAAAGGCCAUUGGCAGGAGACCACUUACUAAUAUGAGUCCAAAGAAGACAUGGGAAGGAGCUACCGCUGGCUUGGGUGGUUGUAUUGCAACUUCAGUAGUAUUGUCAAAGAUUUUAAGCUGGCCAGCCUCUUUGCUAAGGUUUUCAAUCUAUCUCACAAAUUUGCGUAGAGAAAAAGUCGGGAUCAUUUUGAGUAAUUUUUCAAGUUUUCGGCCACCAUGGACGGUGGCCGGCGGUGGUCACCGGCGCCGAUGUACGACGAUUGGUCGGGUUCGCCAUAACUGGCUAGAGGAAGAGAGAGGAGAGAAUGGAGAUAAUUUUUCUCUCUCAAAAAUGAAGAGAGAGAAGGAAAAGAGGGAAAUGAAAGGUUGA